UGGCUGGAUGCAGGGAUUUUCUGUCUGAAUUACAUGGAAGCAGGCAGAAAACGUGAACGUUGCAGGGAAAAUAAUCAUGGAUUUAGCAUUUAAUGAUAAUUGAAGACAACGGUGAUUACCCGUUAAAAUUAUUUUGCAUUUCAAGUGUGCUUUCUGUGCAAACAACGGCUUGUUUUCUCCCUCGGGCGACUGGACGUGGCCCCAAAUAUCAGUGCUACAGUGGUGAGGAAGCUAGCUGUCAAGUUGUAGCCAACUAGCCACAUCAGCACCGCUGAGAUUAGCCAGCCACGUUAGCAACAAUAGAUUUGAUUAUGGCAGACAGUAUCAUGAGCAAGGCUGCUACCAUGGAGAUCCCCAUUAACAGCAAUGGAGACACAGGGACUUUGCCAGAGGAUGACAGCCUGGAGCAGGAUUUGCAGCAGGUGAUGGUAUCUGGACCCAACCUAAAUGAAACCAGCAUUGUGUCAGGAGGUUAUGGAGGACCUGCAGGGGGCAUCAUUCCUACCAGCUCCAUCAAAGGGCCUGCAGUUCGUUUCAACCCUGAGUAUCUGGACAGAAGAAGAACCCCUGCAGCAGGACCAGACAUUCGUAUGAAAUCCAGGGGUGUUGGCUUGCCAAAAAGUCAAUCUGCAUCCAGUCGACUUGCUCAACACACAGACCAGCAUCCAGGGUCGUCGAACAAUAAUGCUGGCAAUUCAACUGAAGAAGUUUCUCGUGGUGUGGCAGUGGAGAAAUUGGACAGCGUAAAGAAAUGGGGCAUUAACACAUACAAGUGUACAAAGCAGAUGUUCUCAGAGAGGUUUGGCCGAGGUUCGAGAACAGUAGACCUGGAACUAGAAGCUCAGAUUGACGUGUUGAGGGAGACCAAGAACAAGUACGAAAACAUCCUAAGACUGGCCACUGCACUCACCACUCAUUUUCAAAACAUGGUGCAGACACAACAGGCUCUAGGAGAUACCUUCACUGACCUCAGCCAGAAGUCCCCGGAGUUGCAGGACGAGUUUGGGUAUAAUGCAGAAACACAAAAGCUGUUGUGUAGGAAUGGCGAGGCUCUGCUCGGUGCCAUCAACUUCUUUGUGUCCAGUGUCAACACUUUGGUCAAUAAAACGAUGGAGGAUACUCUGAUGACCAUUAAGCAGUAUGAAAAUGCAAGACUCGAGUUUGAUGCUUAUCGUUCUGAUCUGGAGGAGCUGAGUUUGGGCCCUAGGGAUGCAGCUGCCAUGGUCCGCAUUGAGAUGGCUCAGCAUGACUACCAGGUUCACAGAGACAAAUAUGAAAGGCUGCGUAGUGAUGUCACCAUCAAGCUUAAAUUCCUGGAAGAAAAUAAGGUGAAGGUUAUGCACAAGCAGCUGCUUCUCUUCCAUAAUGCUAUCUCAGCUUACUUUGCUGGCAACCAGGAGCAGUUGGAACAAACUCUAAUACAGUUCAAUGUUAAGUUAAAGCCUCCAGGAUCCGACAAGCCAUCCUGGCUGGAGGAGCAGUAAAGAGCGCUCAGGGCUCAGCUGUUUGAAAUGUUCUGUGACACACUGGUCAGUGAAGAACAUGACAUUGUGGUUAGAUGGACAAAAAUGAAAUGCAUAAAGGAGUAUAUUGUAGGACCGACUGUGGCCAGUGAUAAAGAAAAACAUGAGAUAUCUCUUUUGUAAUGUUUUUCAGUAUCACGUGUUAUGUAGAUGGUACAGCAUUUUCAGUUGUAAUUAGAAUUAUUUGGUUAAGUCACAAAAUUACCUUUUGUUACUUUCUUAUUCUUUAGGUAGCACAAUCAUAAACAUGAAUAUCACUUUUUAUUUAUGUACAGUAUAGUCUACUAUUGUGGAGAUACCCCUUGGCAGUUUUGCACAUGCAAUAUUUUGUUUUUUAAUGUGUCUAAAGCGUUAUCUUAUAUUUCAGAGUAUAUCACAUUGGAGGAAUUCCACAUAUCAGAUUAGAAAGUUAGCGGGAUAAUGUAAAAAAUGUCUUGAAAAUCUCCUCUGAAAUUGCACAGGUGUUUGCGUUUCUUGAGUAUGCAUGACUGAACCAUAUUCUACAAAUUUAGUUUUACAGAUUUAAAUCAGAGACAUCAGGAUAAAAAAUCAUUUUAAAGUUAUCCCACUGUGCUUCUAAUACUGCCUUGUGGUAUACCUGCCUGAAAGGUCAGUUUACACUUUCCAUGCAUAGAAGGGAAAAUAUAUAUAUUGAAUAUAGUGAUUUUCUCUAAACUAAUCUACAACUAUAUCUAUAAUUAGCUGAUCUUCUAAAUUUUGGGUACCUUAAGAUAUUUCCUUAUGCAGCACAGUUAGUAUCUGUCUUGUUUACACCAGAGUUUACAAAUGGAAACGAGCCUCAAAAACAUAUUAAGCUUUCAGCAUCAAUCACAUAUUGGAUAAUUUAAUUGAUAAAUACAAACAUCUGAGCUAUCAUAAAGAAAUAAAAUGCAACAUAUAGCUAGUGUUGGAUUACUAUGUUCUUACAGGAGGUGCGAGUGUGCAGCAUUUGAGACUCAUUCUUGAAAUCUCAAAUCCGGACAGUGAAUGGAAAUACUCGACACAUGUGACACCAAAUGCACUUUAGGAUUUUAAAACAAAACUCAGUUUGUCUUCAAUGAGAGAAUGUAUGAGUACAUUUUUCUUAUUCUGUGUUAUUUAUUUACCAAUAACUUUGUGACACAACACGGUGUGUUAUGUGCAUUUCUUUUCAAUUCUAGUCAGCUGAUUGUCUUGUUCUGCAUUUCCAAUAAAAUCUGCUGGAUGUUUUUGUUUCA
Messenger RNA from Plectropomus leopardus (leopard coralgrouper), 2740 nucleotides. Its product is annotated as arfaptin-2-like. Lineage: Eukaryota; Metazoa; Chordata; Actinopteri; Perciformes; Serranidae. Gene Ontology annotation, molecular function: protein domain specific binding; phospholipid binding. Gene Ontology annotation, biological process: intracellular protein transport; regulation of Arp2/3 complex-mediated actin nucleation. Gene Ontology annotation, cellular component: trans-Golgi network membrane. The record is from RefSeq and is a predicted model, not a curated record.